CUGCGUGAUCCUGCGGUCGAAUCCUUUACCGUGAGCCUCGCUGUCUGCCACCACCACCACCCCUGCCACCAAGGCCAUCGCCACCACCGUCGCUGACAACGCCGUCAGGCUGUGGAACUGUUUUGUGGGACUUGGGCGACGUCAGAGCCGAGGUCACGAUGGCGUCUCGCAGCCCUCUCCUAAUGCUGCUGAUCCUCGCGGUAGCCUUGAUGCCCUCUUCUGCUGACCGGGACCCCAUGAACCGGAACCCCAGGGACCCCCUGAAGAAGAGAGUCGCCAGGAACGGGGAGGACACAGAGGCCAAGCUGGAGCUCUAUAGGCAGAGGUUCAAGGAUGACAAAAGAUGUGUUCAGCACCCAGUACCACCCAACGCUCCCACGAUGCCAUCGGUGCCCAGUUCGUUCAUAACGGAGCUGGAGAUCACCUUCCAGGAACCAGAUCAGCAGUUCGUAAUAUAUGGAACUGAGAUGUACAGCCAUCUUGACGAGCGAGGCGUUCUCGACUAUUAUUUCAAUGAUGGAAUUCUGGCCGACCGUCCGUUCCUUCUCUCCGAGCUCAUCCACUACAAUAUCCGGAUGGACGAGGCGCUCUUCAUCCUAACGAACGAAGGCUGCGCCGUAACCGGACUCGACAACUGUGACUCCAACACAGAGUGCCUGGCGGGGAAGAUUGACGACCUCAACAAGGAGAUCCAACAGCUGUUUGGGAUCGUGUCCGUGUCUGGGGAUCAAGGCUUCAUGGGAGCGGCCGGACUGCUCAUGUUCGGAUCCCAGUUCAACUACUCUGCACGUGAGGAAAUCGAAGUCUGUCAUGGCCUGGACUGUUACGUGUUCGAAACGUGCCUCAACAACCCUGAGGAGGAGUCGAGCGUCCUCUACACCUACUACUGGUCCACCGAGGACUGGAACCUGCACAACAAUGGCGAACAGGUGCCCAUCGCCGUUGACAUCUUCGCCACGGGCAAGUACAACGGCGCCACCGUCAAGGAGGUCCUUAUGCGAUACGACUUCUUCAACUUCCGGCGAGACUGGGCGCCCUCUCGUGACGAGCUGGAGCCACCAGCCCACGUGUACUGUGCUGACAGGAAAACCUACCUCGACCCUCCCAAGACAGCGACCAGCUUCUCCUACAAGGCUGAGAUCGUGACGACCGUUGAAGUCUCCUAUCCUGACGGCGACAACCAGACAGUCCCCAUCAAGUUCAGUGGCCUGUUUCCCAUGAAGAUGUGGUACGACUGGAAGAUGCGGAUCACCAAGCAGGAGUUUAACCCACUCAGCCAGAUCAACAACACUAGAUCCUUUGAGAACUACACUUCUGUUGUCCAUGAUUUUAAUCAAGGUCUCGCCUACGUCAUGAUGACCCGCCAGAAUUACUGCAAGAUCACCCCCAUCCAGAACAGAACCAGUUGGGGCGACGUGAGGGUGGACGCCGACGGCUCCGUGUACAUGCAGAGUCCCUGGAACUUCGAGGAGUUGGACGAGGCCAUGCAGUACAACGGCGCUCACUGGGAGCGCGGCCUGGAGGCUGACGUCUGGGUCGGCAUAAAGAAAAACCUUCUACUUAAAGUUAACGAAACUUAUGUCUGGUACUUCGCUUCGCCCCUCACCUACGACAAACUGGGGGCCGCCCCGGGGGCGCCGCUCCCUGUGAUUCCAACGGUUGAUAAAGUCCCCAUCAAGAUGGAGAAGUACUUUACCCAGCUGGAGGACCAGCUGCCCCACGUCACCCACAACUUCUACGGGUUCGACAGCGACGUGCCGACGACCCACACGCACGACAUCGCCACCUGCUACAGCCCCGACCAGAUGCGACACUUCCAGUUCGACAUGCCGUCCAACAGCCUCAAGCUCGUGAGCAACAGGCGGGAGAACUUGAAGUACGCCCUGAUGGAGUCUCUCAGCAACGUGGGCAAGGUCACUCCGCUCAGGAUCAACAGAAUUGAGCUGGAGGAGACAGCGGCAGCCCUACAGGUGGUGUUCACGCUGCUGGAGAAGCCGACAGUACAAGGGGACGCCAAGUUCCCACUCGACGAGAACACCAUGGACGAGGCCGCGAUGGAGAUCCAGAAGACCAUUGACGACUCCCAGCUGGUCGUCAGCGUCGAGGUCCCUAACAAAGUGAAGCCGGUGACCCUGGUGGUGCUGCACGGGACGAUGAAGGAGGUGGAGAGAGACGACGGACACACGCGAGGGACCAACACCCUCACCGGCUACUCACCAGGUGACAUGGCAGGCCUGGCUAUCGGAAUGCUCAUCCUUGGGGGCAUCGUGGGCUACAUCGGCAUCGGCAUCUACUCCUCUAGAAAGUAGACCUCCCACUCGACGUCUACCUAGCUCAAGGGACUGUAGCAGCUUGCUGUCUGUCUUCCCAUCUCCUCUUGUCUUGUAGAUCUGUUAAACCAUACCUUGAGGUGCUUCCGGGGCUUAGCGUCCCCGCGGCCCGGUCGUCGACCAGGCCUCCUGGUUGCUGGACUGAUCAACCAGGCUGUUGGACGCGGCUGCUUCGUUUUCCUCUUCCUACCCAACACCUUUCCUUACCUUCUGCCUUAACUAACAAACGCCAUAGUUUUAGUAUAUUAUGUAAUUUAGUAUAUAUCUAAUAUAUAUUAUAUGUUUUUAAUGUACUGAUAAAAUAUUAAAAAAAUGUAUUGUG
Molecule: messenger RNA, 2652 nt
Organism: Procambarus clarkii (red swamp crayfish)
Lineage: Eukaryota; Metazoa; Arthropoda; Malacostraca; Decapoda; Cambaridae
Source: RefSeq, a predicted model, not a curated record